GAACUAGGUAUCAUCACCAUUUCUAACACUUAUUCCUAGAGUUGGAAAUAACAUUCACAGGUGAAUUUCCCGGUAGAUUUGAGCACAGGUUUAGAGGAUGAGAAGGAGAAUAAAAGACCUAUGAAGUUAAUAUUGAUAUCAAUAGCAUCUGGUGUUCUCAUCUCAGCCUGUAUCAAUGGAGGCGCACUUUUUUAUGGCAAGACUAAAGAGGCAAGGUAACAAUUCAUAACACAAACAUAUAUUGGUGUGAAGCACAUUUACCUUUCUUCACUUUGUUGCAGUAAAAAGAAAAAAGUGAGGACCUAGAAUUACCUCUGAUAAAAAUGGAGAGUAUUGUGCUAGGAACAAAUAAUUUCUCCACGGAAAACGAAAUUGGGAUUGGAGGAUUUGGUUCUGUUACAAGGGAACAUGCCAUCCGGAGAUGAAAUCACAGUUAAAAGAUUGUCGAGAUCCUCACACCAAGGUCUUGAAGAGUUCAGAAAUGAAGUUGUGGUGAUUGCAAAACUCCAACACAAAAACCUCAUCAAACUUUUAGGAUGUUGCAUUGAAGAAGAGGAAAGGAUGCUAAUAUACGAAUACCUAGAGAAUAAAAGCCUUGAUCUUCUUGUUUUCAGUACUCAGAUUUAUCCUUUACCUUUUUAUCAAAAUCCCAUAGUUUCAUCCUACAAUAUGACAAAGAGAUUAACACAUCCACUGGGUACAUUGGUGUUCAAUCAUUCGCAGAUCAUAGUUGAAGAACACAUUUGACAUGGCUUAUGCGUUACGACAUUAUUAUGGGGAUUGCAGGGAGAAUGCUAUAUCUCCAUCAUGAUUCCAGAUUGAAGAUUAUUCAUAGGGACAUUUGGAUACAUGGCUCCUGAGUAUGCAAUGGAUGGGAAAUACUCAGUCAAAUCUGACAUUUUCAGUCUUGGAGUGAUUUUGCUGGAAAUAAUUAUUGGAAAAAAUAACAGAGGAUAUGGAGACCCCAAUCACUGUCUUAAUCUCUUGGGCCAUGCAUGGUUGCUAUGGAAAGAAAACAGGAUUGUGGUGUUGAUGGAUGAGUGUUUGAAGAAUACAGUUAGGGAGUGUAAAGUAAAGAGAUGCAUGCAAGUGGCGUUAUUAUGCGCUCAAAAAUUUGCAAAUGAUAGGCCAAUUAUGUCAACAGUGGUUUCAAUGUUAGGAUCUGAUGGAGGAGAUUUGCCAGAACCAAAAGAGCCUGGGUUUUUUAUGGAAAGAAGUAGCAGCCCUGUGGGAAGUUACACAUCACCAAGUUUUGAGUUAGAGAAUACAAUCACCAUUACAGACUUGGAGGCCAGAGGAGGAGAACCCCAGUCGAUCAUUGCAAGAGUAAAGUGUUUGAGAUCUUGAUUGUGGAUAAGGCGCAAGAUCAUGGUGAGGAACACACACAUACACGUAGCUGGAAAGAGGUGCUCACAGGAAAGAAGAAAGAUGCAGAGUGUUGUUAUGAUUUUGUAGCCUGAGUGGCUCAAGUCUAGUAUAUAACACCAUUUCCAACUUACACUAAACUCAGAUCUAUUUUAGAGUAU
Molecule: messenger RNA, 1526 nt
Organism: Salvia hispanica
Lineage: Eukaryota; Viridiplantae; Streptophyta; Magnoliopsida; Lamiales; Lamiaceae
Source: RefSeq, a predicted model, not a curated record